AUGGAGGACGAUGUGAUAGCUCAGUUCACUGAAAUUACCAGCUCCACGCCUCAGUUGGCCAUACAGUAUCUGCAGGUUACAAAUUUCGAAAUCCCCGAAGCCGUGCAGCUCUAUUUUGAUAAUGGAGGUGCACCUUUGACCAAUGAGCCUGCUCAGCCAUCCCGGGGCUCUGGCCUUCGAGAUGGUCAUGAGGUGGUGACUAUUGACUCGGACUCUGAUGACGAUACCUCCCACCGCUCCGCCCGGCCGACUUUCGAUGAUGAUGAAGCUAUGGCUCGACGCCUUCAGGAAGAAAUGUAUGGUGGCCCUGGUGGCGUACCGGAUGAAGAUGAAGUGAGAGCACCCAUGGCGAGGACAACCGAGACAUUGGUCGGCCCUGGGGCGGACUUCGACGAUGGUGAAUUCAUGCACGCCGACAUUCUCCGGCAAACAAUGAGCCGCGCAACGCGAGGCCGAGCUGGAAUCUUCAACCAACGAGAAUCAUCUUCCAUCUGGGCAGGCGGCCAGGAGGUUCAGCCCGACGAACUGUCUGCAGCUACCGGGGGCGCAUCAGAGGCUUCCUCCAAAUCCAGCAUGCUCGCCCAGAUGUACCGUCCUCCAUUUGAGAUCAUGUCACGAAUGUCUUGGGAAGUGGCACGCGACGAGGGAAAGGAUAUCCAAAAAUGGCUGCUUGUCAAUAUCCAGGAUGAAUCCAUUUUUGACUGCCAAGUUCUUAACCGCGAUUUAUGGAAAGACCGCGGGGUCCAAGACACCAUUAAGGAACAUUUCAUCUUCUUGCAGUACUCGAAGGACGACGCCCGUGCGGCAUCUUACCUUCAAUACUACUUUCAAAGAAGCGAUGUCUCCGACAAUUACCCUCACAUUGCAAUUGUCGAUCCUCGAACCGGUGAACAAAUGAAGGUAUGGUCCGGACCGCCUUUGAUCAAGCCCGCCGAUUUUCUCAUGCAGUUGCACGAGUUCCUUGAUCGGUACAGUCUGAGCCACAACGUGCGCAAUCCUGUCGCCAAGCGAAAAUCCGAGAAGAAAGAAAAGAGCAUCGAUGCGAUGACCGAGGAGGAGAUGAUGGAGAUGGCGUUGCGGAAUAGUCUCGGUGGUGCAGCCGAAGGAGGUCAGAAGGUGGAAGAUCCUGAUGACUUGACUCGCAGCACGGAUAAUACCAAGGGCAAGGGUCGGGCAAUUGAGGAGGAUGAGCUCAUGGAGGAACCAGAGCCAGCUGCCGAGGAUUCAGCAUUUUCGUCUAUCCCCAGCGACCACCCACACACUGAGCCGGAGGCUGACCCGGCUACAACUACGCGUAUCCAGUUCCGACACCCAUCCGGCAGAGUCAUUCGGCGCUUUGCACUGUCGGAUCCCGUCCAACGGAUCUAUGAGUGGCUCAAGGCCGACCCUCCCUUGGAAGAUAAGGCCGGUGUCGAAUUUGAACUAAACAGUAUGGGGCGUAACCUCAUUGACCAACUGGGCACAAGCAUCGCAGAGGCGGGGCUCAAGAAUGGCACUGUGAUGAUUGGGUACAUGGAGGAGUGA
Messenger RNA from Penicillium bovifimosum, 1524 nucleotides. RefSeq names its product DNA-protein crosslink repair co-factor UBX5. Gene Ontology annotation, cellular component: nucleus. The transcript is spliced from 2 exons. The coding region runs from base 1 to 1524 and encodes 507 amino acids. Lineage: Eukaryota; Fungi; Ascomycota; Eurotiomycetes; Eurotiales; Aspergillaceae. The record is from RefSeq and is a predicted model, not a curated record. Gene Ontology annotation, molecular function: ubiquitin binding. Gene Ontology annotation, biological process: proteasome-mediated ubiquitin-dependent protein catabolic process.